Messenger RNA from Physcomitrium patens, 2464 nucleotides. Lineage: Eukaryota; Viridiplantae; Streptophyta; Bryopsida; Funariales; Funariaceae. The record is from RefSeq and is a predicted model, not a curated record.
GGGCCCAGGGAGUAGCAGCAGGGUGAGAAAGAGGCACACGGACACAUACACAACAACAUACACACACCAAUACACUCUCUCGCAUACUCAGAUUUAACUUACAUUGGGAAACAGAACGAGAGAGAGAGACCGAGAGAGAACGAGAGAGGGGGUCCCUCUUUUCCCUUACCUGUCCUGCCUGCCUGACGGGGGACUGUGAGCCUGGGUUUCUUCUCCCCAACUCUGGCUCUAAACCUUGAGAGCCCAUUUCUGUGCCGCCCCCCCUUCUCCCUCCCUCCCUCCCUCACCCUUCUUGUCCCUGCCUUUGUGCCCUCUUUGUGCGUGCGACGCUGUGACAUUGGUGUUGACGGCGUGACCAUGGCCGCUUCAACCCUUGCGCAUUGUGCCUGCCAUGGAUCAUGCGUGGCGGCUGCCUCUGACGACGCUGUGGUGCUUGAUAGGUUUCAGGGAUUGCGGAAGCCGGCAUUCAUCUCUUCCAGACGGGGCAGUGUGAGUUGGCGUGGGGCGACCAAGCCCAAUUUGAGUUGGGACGGUGCGAGGGUUGAGGUGCCCGUGCGCGCCACUGCCUUGCGGCCUGGGCGGUAUGUGAAGGAGCAAGGCGGAGCCAUCGUUCCUAUCUCACCUGAGGACGGCCGAAUUAAUUUCUUGGAGGAUGAGGUCAAGGUGCGUUCAUUCGAGGAGUUGCCUAAUGAGAGCAGAGGCGGGAUGUGGGUGAAGCCCUCUUUCCAGCGCAAGACGAAAAUUGUGUGCACAAUCGGCCCUACCUCGAACACCAAGGAGAUGAUUUGGAAGCUGGCUGAGGCUGGCAUGAAUGUGGCCCGGCUCAAUAUGUCGCACGGGGAUCACGCCUCGCACAAGAAGGUGAUUGAUCUCGUGCGGGAGUACAACAAGGAAGCGAACGCGAAUGUCAUUGCCCUCAUGCUUGAUACCAAGGGCCCAGAGGUUAGGAGUGGAGACUUGCCACAACCUAUUAUGCUAAAGAAGGGCGAUCCAUUUACCUUCACAAUUAAGCGUGGAGUGGGAACGGAUACGUGUGUGAGCGUGAACUACGAUGACUUCGUGAAUGACGUUGAAAGCGGAGACACCCUGCUUAUCGAUGGAGGCAUGAUGUCGCUAGAGGUAAAGUCGAAGACGCAUGAGGAAGUUCUCUGUGAGGUAGUGGACGGGGGUGAACUGAAGUCUCGUCGUCAUCUCAACGUGCGUGGCAAGAGUGCCACUCUACCCUCCAUUACAGAGAAAGAUUGGGAAGAUAUCAAGUUUGGAGUGGAAAACAAGGUGGACUUUUAUGCCCUAUCCUUUGUCAAGGAUGCUCAGGUGGUGCAUGAACUCAAGUCCUUUCUAAAAGGAAAGUCUGCUGACAUUCACGUUAUCGUGAAGAUUGAAAGCGCUGAUUCAAUCCCCAACCUGCAAUCUAUACUGGAUGCAGCUGAUGGAGUAGGCUUCUUAUUUUUUAUACUUUAUUACUCUGGCUCUGACGGUGGUGUGAUAUUCUUUCUUGAAUCUAUAACUGCUAUGGUUGCUCGAGGAGAUCUUGGAGCUGAGCUGCCAAUUGAGGAAGUGCCCCUUCUGCAGGGAGAAAUUAUAAGGUCAUGCCGAGCCAUGGGAAAGCCAGUGAUCGUGGCUACAAAUAUGCUUGAGAGUAUGAUUACUCACCCCACUCCCACACGAGCAGAGGUUUCAGACAUAGCUAUUGCCGUCCGUGAAGGUGCGGACGCAGUUAUGCUUUCUGGUGAAACCGCUCACGGAAAGUAUCCAUUGAAAGCCGUGCGAGUGAUGCAUACUGUGGCUAUGCGCACGGAGGCAACCAUGCCAGAAGAGGAGGCUCCUUCAAAUCUUGGUCGAGCAUUUAAGACACACAUGAGCGAAAUGUUCGCGUUUCAUGCCACCUUGAUGUCGAACACAUUAGGGACGUCAAUAUGCGUGUUCACACGUUCAGGUUUCAUGGCGCUCUUGCUGAGCCAUUACCGCCCUGCCGGUACCAUCUUUGCUUUCACAAACGACAAGAAGGUGCAGUCAAGAUUGGCACUUUAUCAUGGUGUAAGGACUCUUCACAUCAACUUCACAAAUGACGCUGAGGAAACAUUCGUCUAUGCGCUCAGUAUCUUACAGAAAAAAGGAAUGGUUCAGGAUGGCGAAGAGGUUGCCUUGGUGCAAAGUGGAAGACAGCCCAUUUGGAGAUCAGAGUACACUCAUCACAUUCAAGUGCGCAAAGUUCGAGCAUAAGUCAGCUGCAAGCAACGCUUUGCAUUUCUAAUAUUUGCAAUAGUUAGUCGUUGGAGUCUCAACUGUGCCAUAUAUCCCGCUGUCGUUUCUUCAUUUGAGACGCACUGAUUCUGCUUCUUCAAUGGUGCAUUCUACUUGUAGACCAAGUGUUCGUGGUAUUAUUUUUCGUUCGAGCGCAAUUAUGUUUGAAACCAGAUAACGGAUUGACUUGCGUUCUUAUUGGGGGUUCGACUUACAACUA